This is a messenger RNA of Rotaria socialis, 1068 nucleotides long. NCBI's taxonomy places the organism in Eukaryota, Metazoa, Rotifera, Eurotatoria, Philodinida, Philodinidae. The record is from the annotation of a GenBank genome assembly.
AUGCACUUUCAGAUUUCCAAAACAGAAAGUCGACUUUCUAAAUCUUCACUUCCUGCUGGUGUACAUGUUGAGCGAAUUCUGAAUGAGCGUAGAAGACAUCAUAGAGUUAACGCUGGAUCAGCAUCGAGUGAGAAUUCUAAUGAAAGUGAACUGAAUUCAAUACGUCGUUUCAGCGGUGCUCAUGUAGGACCGUCACCAACUACAAUGGAAGCAAGUGGUCUACCUUAUAAAUCUUUAUCGAUGGAUAGUAUCAAUCAAAGUGAUCCCGCUCCAUCACUUCACAAAAAAAUCAGACUCCCUGGUCCACAAAAACCACUGAUUUUCAACUUUGCUUUAGUACCCAAGACCAAAACUGAGACAACAACAGUAACAACAACUACAUCAACGACAGCAACAACAACGACAACAACCACAUCAACAUCGACAACAUCCACAACUACUACGUCAACAACGACCACAACGGCAACGACUUCAACAACAACGACGACGAGCACAACGACGUCUACAACAACAACGUCAGCAACAACAACAACGACGACAACAGUGACCACUACGACCACAACAACCACAGUAACAACAGCGACAACAACUUUUGUAUGUGCCUUCGUCAAUGUCGGAUUACUUCAAUCCAUAACUAGCAGUCCACCUACUUCGUGGACACGUUUUUCAUUUACUUAUGUAGCCACAUUGUCUGUGACGACUCUUCGUUUUACAUCCGCCACAGCUAUAUCUGGUAAAUUUUGGGCAGUUGACAAUGUCACUGUAUCAGCGAGCAGUAGUUCAUCGGUGAAUUUGAUCGACAAUUCAGCCUUUGAAAGUGGUCCUUCAGUAGGUUGGAACGUACAUUCAUGUGGUUCAUCUUGCGUAUCUUCGAUAAUGAACUCGGGAGACUGUCUUGGCGGCAGUGGUUGGUGUUAUGAGAACACCUGCGCAGACACUGCCAAUCUACAGUUUCUCGAGCAAUCAUUUGAUACAGUUGUUGGUGUGACAUACAACAUCAAUUACUGGUUGCUAAGAGGCGGUUCGGGUGUAGCAACAGGGAUUCAGAUGUAUGUUAACAUGUUUUGA